Molecule: messenger RNA, 2301 nt
Organism: Aegilops tauschii subsp. strangulata
Lineage: Eukaryota; Viridiplantae; Streptophyta; Magnoliopsida; Poales; Poaceae
Source: RefSeq, a predicted model, not a curated record
CGCAGCCCCACGCUCCCCACUCCCCACCGUUCCAACACUUGUCUCCCGCACCCGCACCCGCUCGCCAAACCCUAGCUGCCGCCGCCCCCGCCCCCGCACGAUGGCCGUCGACGGCGAGGAGCCCGAAUCUCCCCACGCCUCCCUGUCCUCCGCCAUGGCCACAGCGGGCCUUCCGGAUCCGUGCCUCCUCGCGCCGACGUCGUCUCUCCGAUCCAGAUCGACGCCACCUGGGGAGCUGGGCAAGGGUGUGUGGGGGUACUGGGAGCUGGGCGCGUGGAAGCCGCUGGGGAUCAGCGGCCGGCAGCGCGCGCGGCUCCGCAAGGAGGUGCUCCUCGCCGGCGAGGACUGGGCCUACGACCCGCCCCGCGGCGAGAUGCGCACCAAGCGCAAGGGCAACAAGGUCGACUGCAUCGCCGCCGAGAAGCGUGCCAACACCGUUGAGCUGAUGAAGAAGAUGCCCCAGAUGCUCCUCGACUACAAGGUUCAGGGGUCCAGGCAUAUGGCUCACUGUUCGUACUGUCCGAAUACAGCGGCUUCAGCUUCGCCUGCUGGUCGUCUGCACCGGAUGCCGCGCCCGGGGCUGCCGGUGGCCUCGAGGACGACGCCCAGGCUCAAGGCGUACAAGGGUGUGCCGCCGCCGUACGACAGGACCAAGCGCAUGGUCAUCCCUGACGCGCUCAAUGUUCUGAGGCUGCGGCCUGGGCACAGGUACUGCCUCCUCGGCCAGCUCUCCAAGGAGGUCGGAUGGAACUACGCUCACACCAUCAGGGCCCGGCAGCCUUGUCCUAGCUGGGUCAGCAAAAUCUGAAGCCAAGGUUGUGCUCUUUGAUCCUGGAACUGUUGUCGAGAUGGAUGAAGAGGGGUGCUGGUUGGAGGACCCAGAACCCUCCCAGCUACUGUGUCUCACGGUGCCCCUACCCUGCCUGCCUGAAUGGCCAAAUUUUUGAGUUAGCCUAGUUUGGCAGCACUGUAUUUAAAAUACCAUAGUAUCUCAAAGCUUCGGUAUUGCAAUGCGUGGGCAAUGAAUACUACGGUUUUAAAGAAACUACAUUUUUCUCAGUUUUAAAAAAACUACCGAUGCGUUUGGCUGAUGUUGUUUUACUGUAGUUUUGAUCGAUAGUCACACAACUUAAUCUAACUUAUACUAAACCUAUGGAGCUACACGAAUCAGUGUGUGCCGGCCGGCUGCAUGCAACGCUGUAUGGUCUUCUGACCGCUGAGCUAGGAAGUUGCAGACUUGAUCGGCAGUAGCUAAUUACAAAGAAUAGGAAUCAGUAUCCUAUUUUAAUUAGUGUGGUGCAUGCCAUUGAAAGGACGUGUGGUUGGUUAUGCUUGUGAACCAAGCUGCACGGUAGUCAAACCAGCAGAUGACACGAGCGACUUUUCCUCAGUUUGAGAAAAAGAGGUCCAGACCACUUUUUUAAUACUCCAAGAAAACCACAGUAACAACAAUACCACUGUAUAUGAAAAUGCAGUUUUUGGUAUAGCCAAACGCCUCAAAGUAUUCAAAACUACAGUUUUUCAAAAACUAUGGUAUUCUAGUAAUGCUUCAAAAAUACUUUGCAUCCAAACGGGGCCUGCAAUUAGCACAUAGCUGCGUUGUACAGUUGCUUAUAUAAUCAGAUGUUGUAUGUAGUCACGUACGCUUUCCAAUUUUGAUCCAAUGCUUGCUUCCUAGCUCACGUGUGUCAGUUUUUCAGAUAGUUGCGACUCCUUGCGCAUCACCCCUCCACUAACUAGUAAAAGUAAAUAAAAUCGAUGUUUAUGCUCACUCCUUGUCUUCAUAUACCUUUUCAGUUGGCUGUUACUUCUCUGGUUUUAUAUUGAGUUUGGGAAUUUGGUAUUGAUGAUAGUCCGGCGACUCUGUCAUCUGAUGCGCAAGUCCAUGCACGUCGGCUCUCUGGGUCGUCCAGUAAAGCUGUCGAAGGAGCUCCAUGCUGAAGAACAUAAUACUUGUAGAGCUUGAAGAAGAAGGCUGUUCACAAGAUGGCAGGAAGAAGCAGGCUGAUUCGAUUAGAUCCUCAAGAGGCUGGCCUUUCAUGUUUCUUCACGAGCAUCAGGACAAAGAAGUUGGAAGAAGCAUAAGUUCUAGCUCAUUGGAGCUAGUUCUGGGAGCAAUGAAACCCUUUAGGCUGAUCCUAUUUGUAUGUGUUUUAUAUGAUGUAGCAGAACUUGUAGGGCUCAUGUGAUAGACUCGUGUGGUAGACCGUAUACUUGUAGAGCUGUUAUCUAAUUGUAAACUUGAUGCUUAUCACAUUUGUAUGUAUGUUAUAUGAUGUAGCAGAUUGCUUCUUGCUGUUA